AGUCGAUCGAGUUCCCACUGCCCAAGUCGCUGGCGGCUGAGCCCUCGGCCUUCGGUCGGUCCCCUGGGCGGCGGCGGCGAGGGGCAGGAGCGAACGAGGCUAGUAGUCGAACCUUGGCAAGUUCACAGCUGGACCCCUCCUUCCCACAAGAGCGAAAAGGCUCUUUCUUCGCCAGCCGGGAAAGCCACCAAAAAAGCCACCAGGAGAAGACUCAUGCCCCGCUCGCCAUGGAGUAUAAGCCAGUCCGCCGUACCGUAAUAAGGUAGCGUCCCAGUCUUUUUUCACGAGCCCGUCAUACCUCUUUGAGCUUCUCGCCUCUCGUCCAGGCACCGUAGGGCUCUCUCUCUCUUUUCUUAUACUCCUGCUUUAUUCCUAUUUUUUGGAUGUCGUGUGUGUGCUUCUCGUUGGUAUCGAGUAUCGAAUUAAGCCGGUGGUGACCAGCGGACCUCUCACACCGACAAGGUGCAACCGCCCUCUCUCAAGUCUGUCUAAAGGAGGUUUCAUCACGUAGCGUCAUCGAUUCGCAAUGGCUCUGCGCUCUCUCCUCGUCGCCCUCGCCGCCGCCGCCGCCGUGGCCGAUGCUGCCGCCAAGGUCGUCGUUCCCCGAGCCGACGACGGCUGCCCCAACACGCUCAAGGUAUCCUACGAGCCGCCCGUCGCCGCCAAGGGCUGGCAAUACCGUCUCGCCGCCCACGGCUUCAAGAAGCCCCGCAGCAUCGCCUUCGACAAGGGCGGCGCCCUCCUCCUCGUCGACUCGGGCGUGGGCGUCUUCCGCCUCACCAUCGAUCAGGAUCAGGGCGAGACAUGCGUCGUGACGAGCCAGCCCAAGAAGAUCAUCAGCAGUGCCGAGCUGAACCAUGGCCUCGCCCUCUCCGAUGACGGCAAGACGCUCUAUGCCUCGUCUUCGUCCAAGGUCUACGCUUGGGCCUACGACGCCAAGGCCGGCACUGUGGGCGACUCUAACCGCACCAUCAUCGCCAAUAUGUCGUCCACGGACAAGACGACCCGCACCCUGCUCAUGUCCCAGAAGAAACCGGGCAUGCUCGUCGUCUCGCGUGGAACCGUCGACGACGAAGACUCCCUGGCCCGCGAUAAGUCGAGUGGACACGCCCAGCUCCGUGCCUUUGACGUGUCGCGACUCGGGGACAAGGACGCCCCCUAUGCGUUCAUGGACGGCGUCUUGCUUGGCUGGGGAUUGAGAAACUCGGUCGGCGUCGCCGAGGACCCGUCCAAGGGCGGCAUCUGGUCCGUCGAAAACUCCAUCGACGAGGUCACCCGCAAUGGCGAGGACAUCCACCAGGACAACCCCGGCGAGGAGCUCAACUACCACGGCCGCCUCAACGACAGCUCCACGGCCAAGGAUCAGGGCGGCAACUACGGCUUCCCGCGGUGCUACGCCAUCUGGAACACGACCAACUUUCCCAACCUCGGCUCCCUCAAGACGGCAGACCAAUUCCCCGGCCCCGAUGACGCCAAGACAUUGUCCGACGACCAGUGCAAAAAGGACUACGUGGCCCCGCGAUUAGCUUUCCAGGCACAUACUGCACCCCUGGAUGUCAAGUUCAACCAGGAUGGGUCCAAGGCGUUCAUCUCGUUCCACGGCAGCUGGAACCGCAAGAACCCCACUGGCUAUCGUAUUGCCUCGGUCGCGUUCAACAAGGAUACGGGCGAGCCCACGGCUGCGCACGACAGCAUGACGGCGGCCGUCGAUGUGCUCACGACUCCGGACCUGGCCAAUUGCCCCGACGGCUGCUUCCGGCCCGUCGGCCUCGCCUGGGACUCCAAAGGCAGGCUUUGGGUCUCGAGCGACAGCACCGGCGAGAUUUUCAUCCUCAACCAGAACGGCACCACCGACGAUGGAGGUAACAGUGUCGGCUCUCGGUCUCUCGUGGCGGACAAGGCCGCUACCUGGGCCGUCAUCUUGGCGGCCGUCGUCGCGGGCCUGUUCCUGGCGUAAUGAUGACAUGACUCGUGGAACUAAAAGAAAAAGGGGUGUGAUUUUUUUGACAGAAAAUUCAUGAUGAUUUUAUGACCGCUCUCAAUGUACGGCCUAAGAGGGACACCUGGGGCGCUUUUGGGAAGAUUGUCUAGCUUAAAGAGUAACAACAGCCCCCUGUGACAUGGAAGACAAAACAAAGAUUGCGC
Messenger RNA from Purpureocillium takamizusanense, 2145 nucleotides. RefSeq lists its product as uncharacterized. The transcript is spliced from 3 exons. The coding region runs from base 527 to 1957 and encodes 476 amino acids. The record is from RefSeq and is a predicted model, not a curated record. NCBI's taxonomy places the organism in Eukaryota, Fungi, Ascomycota, Sordariomycetes, Hypocreales, Ophiocordycipitaceae.